CAAUUAUCGCUUGCUCCUGGCCGCGACAGUCCACAAGCGCGGCGUACGAAUAUGGCGGCUCCGGUCCCUCCUGAGGAGUUCCCCAUUCUCGAAAGUGUUAUCAAGUUCAGAAUCGCGUGGGGGUUCUCAGGUGGCUCGGAUCCCGAUCUUGAUUGUUGUGUGGUGUACGCGCAUGGCAUCUCCUCGCACGCCGAGCGAGAUCACAUCCGGAACAGGCUAACGGUACUCAAGAAGGACCGCGGAGAGUAUAUCAAGCCUUCCGAUGUGAAUUCGCUGUAUCAGGCUGUCGUCAAACAGGUCACGAAGCUCAAUGAAGUCCGUGACGAUGACACCAACUGUAACAAUCGGCUCGACACGACACUCGCCGAUGUCUUCAGUCUCCUCUCCCUGUUCUAUAUGACGAUUGGCAAGACCCGUGACGCACCUGCCGUAUACUGCCAAAUCGCCUCGAUGAGGCAAAUUCUGCGACACAUGGAUGAGAGUGCGGUGUACAAUGAAUCAGACUUGGCGCCCUUUCGGCGACGGCUAGCCGAGCUGCGACAGAUCGUACAGCAUGAAGGGAAACAGGCUAAUGCACUGACGAAGUUGCUUGAGCGGCAGUUAAAUGAAUGUGAGAGCAUCGUCCGUCGUCUGGAAGAGUCACUCUCUGUGCUGUCGGUGGAGCUUAUACCGAUCCAUGAACGCCUCGUUACACUGCGUCGACAGCUCGUGGCCCUCGCUGCCAAGGAAGGAUCGCACGUCGCUGAGCUCAAGCCGAUCAAAGAAGAGCUGCGGAAGAUCGACUCGAAGCGGGUCGAUGGCAAGUUCCUCGGGCCAGGCGGGAUUGUUCCCGCGUCGCAGGCGAUCUGCUCCUCUCUGCUCGAGGAGUGUUUCGAAAUCGUCCAGGAGAUCAAGGCUCAGGAGGACUCGAAAUACGUCGACGGGUCGCUGAGGCCGAUCUACGACCGACUUUCUGGACUCAGAGCGGAGUUGGAGAGUCUGGUGCUGACGCAUCGAUGGACACUGCGCGAAACUGAUCUAUGGAACUACUCGAGUGCGCUGCAAGAUAUCGACAAGAUGAGGGUGGAUGGCAAGUUUCUGGAUUCGGAGGGUGGCAGACCACCUGGCCAAUAUAUCCUCCUGUAUCUCCUUCGUCGAUGUUACGGGCUGAUAUACCGAUUGCUAUCCUCCAGUGAGCCUGUGUCUGAGGAACUCAUGCCCAUCGCCAACAAACUGUCGACCGUCAAAAAGUGCCUCAACGAAGUGCUCAAAUACGGCGGUACAUUCAGCGCUCGGGAUCUAUAUCCUUAUCAAUUAGCCCUGUUUCAAAUUGAUUCGAUGCGCAAGGAUGGCAAGUUUGUCGGGCCAGAGGGCACUGUACCCGAGGGCCAGGGUGUGGUCAUGGCGCAUUUGAAUGAAUGUCACGAGCUACUUGAGAUGCUGAAAGAGUCGCUUGAGGGCUCGGAUGCCGACGAAGAUGACGAGGACGAGGACGAGGAGUUCGAUGAUGAGAACGACGAUGAUGAGAACGACGUCGACGUCGAAGGGGGCAGUACCAGAGUUAGAGAUGGAGCGAGCGAGCGAGACGAUGUUGAAGACGAUGACGACGACUACGAAAGCUUUUCUCCACCGCCCGACAGCGAAGACUACGACGACGAUGAUUUGGAAGAGGAGGGCACAGGCGGGCCAUAACCAAAUGUAGAUGUAUCCAAUACAAGUAUCCCCACGUUCCAGGACAAUGAUCUCUCAGAAUGAACGACUCCAUUCUGUUUGUGCAAAGCACUGUUUCUUAGCGUGUGCCACAAGUACACAAGUGAUGAAGCCUGACUUUCUCCGCCGAACUCUGACCGGAAAACAAUAGGAAUCAAUGCCAAGAAUGCUAGUGGCCACCUCAAUGGACGAGUGCGGACCGAUGUUCCACACACGCGUCGGUCCAUCCCAAAAUGAUUCUCACCUUUGAAUGACAGCGGCACCGCCACGACUUCAUAUCCUGACCAAACCCCUCGUCGUCAUCACCACACACGCGUCCUCCCGUAAAAUGUCGUCGUCGUCCGCCAGUGGAAUCCCUGCCAUGGGCAUGAGCCUGCUCUGCAUCGUCGGCGGGGCGAUCGGUUUCUUCCGCAAAGGCUCCAUCCCGUCCUUCGUCGCGGGCCUCGCCGUGGGCAUGUUGUAUCUGCGCAGCGGCUCGCAGAUGCUCGACGGGUCAGCGGCAGGGAACGUGGGAGUGCAGGGUGCCUUGUUGGCCUCUGUUUUGCUCACCCUCAGCUCGGUGCCCCGCCUGACGAAAGGUCCGAUUCCGAAAGUGCUCGCGCUCGGGUCGUCGAUCGUGGGCGCGUACUACGCUCGCUGGUACUUCAACGUUUGAGCUGGAUGUAUAUGCUCUGCAUGGAGAAAUUUAAAAGGUGUUAUGCGCUAGGCAUGUAAGCUGAGACUUCAUUGGUGUGCAUGCGUCGGCGUGUCGUGCACCUUUGCUUCCAUUCUGACAGAAAUCUUUCAUAAUUCCGAGCGCAUUUUAAACACCGGUCCGGAUGCCUCAAUCCACAUCCCAGCGUCAAGAUGAAGUAU
Molecule: messenger RNA, 2544 nt
Organism: Mycena citricolor
Lineage: Eukaryota; Fungi; Basidiomycota; Agaricomycetes; Agaricales; Mycenaceae
Source: the annotation of a GenBank genome assembly